This is a messenger RNA of Prorocentrum cordatum, 668 nucleotides long. Lineage: Eukaryota; Dinophyceae; Prorocentrales; Prorocentraceae. The record is from the annotation of a GenBank genome assembly.
GUGGACGUUGACUGACGAGGGCGCCGGUCCCGGCGAGGCUGGCGCCGGCAAGAAGUCACUGCUCUUCAUGGGCGACGGUGCUGGGACAACGGCUGAGGAUCGGUGGGCGGUGCAGGGGCGUGCCGAUCCCAACCUCCUCGACCCGGUGACCUACUGCUCCUGUUUCGUCGAGGGUUCGGUGUUCCUCGUGUUCCAGAUCUUGCGCGCCAGCUGGUGGGCCCUGCAGCUCGCCGACGCCGCCGCUGCUUUCUCUGCGGGUGGCCCUCUCGGCAGAACGCAGGGGCGCCCAUUCGUUGGGUUGCCCCGCGCAGGCGCUCCCGACGUGGAGACUGGCCCGCUGGCGAAAUAUCUCAAGGAGAUCGGCUUCAAGUGUUCCAUCUUCGACGGUUGCGUCGUCUGCGUGAGGGGCGAAAAGGGCUUGCGCGGCGUCGUGGGCAUCGGGGUGGGCGAGGUCGUCGGUGGAGGCAGUGCCCGGUUCGGCGCGGCAUGCGAGAUGCUGCGACGGUGUAUUCCCUUGGGACCUUGGCGCCACAAGAAAAGAAAGUACGCGGGCAGGGAUCUGGUUCAUGGCGGGGUCGCGGUGUCCCAGAGCAAGAGCUCGGCCAACGUCCAGCCGAUCGACAUCGCCGCCGAGCGUCACAAGGGCCCGCGGGAUCCUGUCAUUCGAG